GGGAGAUUCAUAGAUUGACAUAUGCACUCGGGGAACCUACAGAACGCGAUCGUGCCUUUCUGGCACUGCAGAAUCAGUUCUUGGACCAGAAACUCCAUCCUUCAUGUGUCAUGUCUGGAAGACAUGGGGUCUACUCAUUGCUUGAUACACUUUUUCACAACGCAAUAUUUGGGCGUGCAUUUCAAUGGACGGAAAAUGAUGAUGUACAAAAACUCGAAUUCCAAUACUACAGCAGUUUAUUGAGUUCCUUUUGGAUACUGGUGUGCGGUCCUGCUACCACGAUAAUCCUAUGAAUAAUGUUGUGUGGUGUACACCUUGCCUUGAAAAGGAGCAUGUUCCAUUAAUCGCGCGUCUGGCUGAUGCUGGAUUCAGCUUUGACAUAAGUGCUACUUACCAUAGUUUUAGAUCUAACACCAGGCGUAACCUGCAGCUGAUACUUUCUAACAAUGAUGAUGAAUUGGUAAAAGCAACAGAAAGCGCAAAGCUUAUUUAUCGCGAAAAGGCCGAAGAGCUUAGGGAAGCACUUCGCCAGAGGCAAAUUUCACCUGAUGAAAAAAUUGGAGGGUACCUAUUACUUGAAAUGGCCCUUGGCUGGACAGAAGGUGUAAGGGUCCUUCUUGAAUUCGGAGGAGAUGCAAGGCACUAUUUUCCCUUUCUUCUUGAUCAUGGCGUAGAGUGUCAUCACUCAGUUGCUUUGUUGUUGAGAGCAGGAUGCCUUCUCUCUAAGCAGCAACUCAAUGAAAGUGUCUCUUGCAAUGAUGAAGGAGAAAGAAUGAUGCUUCUGGUUAAUGAAGUGGCGGUAAGACGGAAAAGGCUGCGAACACUUGCAGAGGCUUUCUUACCGUCCGCAAUGAUACCCAACUUCAACGAAAAGACGCUGCUCGAUGGACCAGACUGUGCCAAAGUCUAUGACUUGCUGGUUGCUCGCAAUAUAGAAGUCCCUUGUCCAUUCCUAUUGGUUGCUUAUUCCUUCUCAGAGUAUAGCUUUGGAAACACUGUUUACCAUGAGUUGUACCGAAAGGAGUGUGCCGAAGCAUUAUACAACGCGGGAUUCCACGACACUGAUCUGCUCGACUUGGAAGGGCACUCACCACUUGGCUCUCUAGGGCAAAACUGCGAUUUUCGUCGCCUUGACGAACUAACUGAAAUCAUUAUUUGGCACAUCUCCAAAGGUGAUUCAUGCUUGUUCAUUACCAGGAGCAUCACUUGCUUCCGACCAUUUAUUGCAUAUCAGCGGGAUUGAAAAGGCUUUACAGGAAUUGAGCGCAAUGGGUGGUGAUAUCUUUUUACCGCCAAAUAUCCCAGAUGGGUGCUCCUGUCCUUCUCCUCUGGU
Messenger RNA from Penicilliopsis zonata CBS 506.65, 1333 nucleotides. RefSeq lists its product as hypothetical. Lineage: Eukaryota; Fungi; Ascomycota; Eurotiomycetes; Eurotiales; Aspergillaceae. The record is from RefSeq and is a predicted model, not a curated record. The transcript is spliced from 4 exons. Bases 290 to 1243 code for a protein of 317 amino acids.